UGAGAGGGAGACGGGGAGAGCGACAGAAAAAAAAGAAAAAGAAAAGAAAGAAAAGGAAAAGCGCCGGGUCCAUCUCUCUCCUCUUCAUGACGUAGCUCGGUGUGGUCCCGGGGGUCCGCCGCUCUCUGGUCCCGUCUCCACAGUCCGAGCAGCCUGCGGUGCGACGCGCGCGGUGCCGAGCGGCGAGGUGCGUUGCGGUUAUCCGCUGUCCUUCUACUUCCACGCUCCCCCGGCUUGUCCCACAUAUCAGUGAACUGUUUCCACACUGCCUCAACAGAGAGAGAGGAGAGACCCCGCGGAGAGAGAGAGGGCGGAAAGGAGAGAGAGAGAGAGAGAGAGAGAGAGAGAGAGAGAGAGAGAGAGAGAGAGAGAGAGGAGGAAAAUAAAAAAGGCAGAAAGAGGAGAGAAGAGGAGGAAGGAGGUCGCCUUAGUCCCUCUCCUGAAUCUCCAACGAGAAGAUGCUGAGAAUAGCCGGCGUGCUGGCUGCUCUGGUUUUGGGGUUGAGCGCCGCUCACACCAAAGUGAAUAAACACAAGCCGUGGAUUGAGACAUCAUACCAUGGGGUGAUCACUGAAAACACUGACAUCGUUCUGCUGGAUCCUCCCCUGGUGGCCCUGGAUAAAGAUGCCCCAGUUCCUUAUGCAGGAGAGAUCUGUGCAUUCAACAUACACGGGCUGGACGCACCGUUCGAGGCAGUGGUGCUGAACGGUACGUCCGGUGAGGGCCAGCUGAGGGCACGGGGCCUGGUGGACUGCGAGUUACAGAAGGAAUACACCUUCAUCAUUCAAGCUCAUGACUGCGGGUCGGGCCCUGGGGGCAUCGAGGGCAAGAAGUCCCACAAGGCAGUGGUGCACAUUCAGGUCAACGAUGUCAAUGAGUUUGCCCCAGUGUUUCGGGAGCCCCAGUAUCAAGCAGCAGUGACAGAGGGCAAGAUUUAUGACAAUAUCCUGCAAGUGGAGGCUACUGAUCAGGACUGCUCCCCUCAAUACAGCCAGAUCUGCAACUACCAGAUCACCACUACUAACACACCCUUCGCCAUCGAUCGUAACGGCUGGAAUAAGCGAGUGGACUAUGAGCCAGGAACAGGCAGUAAGCAGCUGUUUCCCAGGAUGCACCUCGAGACCUGUGGCGGACCUCUGUCCUCGGUGAGGACCACGGUGGAGCUGCAGACCAGCCACAUUGGAAAGGGCUGCGACCGGGAGACCUAUUCUGAGAAAUCUCUACAAAAACUCUGUGGCGCUUCGUCGGGUAGCACUGACCUCCUCCCUGCUCCCGGCACGGCCACCAAUUGGACAGCGUCCCUAGUGUCUGACAGCGGGAGGGACAGCGACUUGAUCUUCAGGUUUGACGGUCGUCAGGCAGCCAAAAUCCCAGACUGGGUGGUACCACAGAAUUUGACAGACCAGUUUACCAUUGCAACAUGGAUGAAGCAUGGGCCUAGUCCAGGGCUCAGAGCUGAAAAGGAGACCCUACUUUGUAACUCUGACAAGACUGAGAUGAACCGUCAUCACUACUCGCUGUAUGUCCAUAAUUGCCGCCUGGUGUUUCUGCUGAGGAGAGACUUCACCCAGGUAGACACCUUCCGGCCGGCCGAGUUCCACUGGAAACUUGAGCAGAUAUGCGAUAAGGAGUGGCAUUACUAUGUCAUCAAUGUGGAGUUCCCAGUGGUGACGCUCUAUGUGGACGGAGUGACCUAUGACCCCUACCUGGUGACGGACGACUGGCCCAUCCACCCCUCACAGAUUGAUGUUCAGCUCACAGUGGGUGCCUGCUGGCAAGGUGGGGAGGUGACCAAGCCGCGGUUCACUCAAUAUUUCCGGGGAAGCCUCUCUGGAUUGACCAUCCGACCGGGAAAGAUUGAGAGUCAGAAAGUCAUAUCCUGUCUGCAGGCCUGCAAAGAGGGACUGGACAUAAACUCCCUCGAGAGUCUGGAUAAGAGUAUAAAGUUUCACUUUAACCCAGCUCAAUCCAUCCUGGUAAUGGAGGGCGAGGACUUGGAGAACAUGAACGCCGCUGUGAGGAAAGUUUCCUACAUAAACUCCCGUCAGUUUCCCACACCAGGCAUCCGACGCCUGCACAUCUCCACUACCGUCCAGUGUUUUGGUGAGGACACAUGUAUUACCAUCCCAGAUAUUGAUGCAGUGGUGAUGGUGCUUCAGCCCAGUGAACCCAGGAUCACAAUCAGCGGAGUGGAGAGACUGAGCCAUCCAGCCUCCAACUUCAGAGCAUCAGGAGGGAUUGUUCUGUUCCAGGACCUCCACAUCAUCAGCACAGUCACCCGGGCAGACACCGCUGCACAUCACACAGCACAUCGACCUGGAGUGAUGGAGGAGAUCAUUCAUAACUUAGACUACUGUGAUGUCCUGGUGCUGGGGGAGGAGCUGAGCCCAGAGCACGAAUCUCUCCAACUGCAACGAAGCGCUCUGCUUGGAAAACACCUUGAUGCAACCAACUCCACCUCUGGCAUGUCCAUAUACGGCGUGGACUCCAUGUCCAACUAUGAGCAGGUGAUCCGAGAGGUGCGCUACUACAACUGGCGUCCCGGGCAGCUAACAGAGAGGCGUUUUCGCCUCACCUGUUCAGAGCUCAACGGACGCUACACCAGCAAUGAGUUCAGCCUUGAGGUGAGCAUCCUGCACAGUGGAGAAGCACGGGAACACGUCAAUCACGUGGUAGCUCCACCUCCGUACGUGCAGGUGGUCCACCAUCCGUCCAUGAUCCAGGAUCUGUACCCCAUCCACAGCUCGGGUGUACCGAGUGCUGCCACCGUGGUAAUAGUAAUGUGUAUCGCUGCCCUGGUGGUGGUUGUAGUGUUGGGCAUUUACCGCAUCCACCUGACCCACCAGCAGGAGGUGAAGUUGGCAGAUGCGGCUAAAGAGGCAGACGUGACCUGGGACGAGUCUGCUCUGACAAUCACAGUGAACCCAAUGGAGAACUUGGAGGAGCCUCAGGCUGCAGAGGAGGAAGCCAGCGAGGAGGAGGAGGAAGACGAAGAGGAGGAGGGGGAGGAGGAAGACGACGACGAGGACGACAUCACCAGCGCUGAGUCAGAUGACAGCGAGGAGGAAAUAGACGUCCAGCUACCCAGGAUGCAACGCUCAACCAAGAAAGGCCAAAAUUGGGACAAAACAACAAUAUCCUAUUGAAACAUACACACGUACAUACACCCUCACACACACACACACACACACACACACACACACACACACACACACACACACACA
This is a messenger RNA of Haplochromis burtoni (Burton's mouthbrooder), 3224 nucleotides long. RefSeq names its product calsyntenin-2. Lineage: Eukaryota; Metazoa; Chordata; Actinopteri; Cichliformes; Cichlidae. The record is from RefSeq and is a predicted model, not a curated record. Gene Ontology annotation, biological process: homophilic cell-cell adhesion; positive regulation of synaptic transmission; positive regulation of synapse assembly. Gene Ontology annotation, molecular function: kinesin binding; calcium ion binding; amyloid-beta binding. Gene Ontology annotation, cellular component: postsynaptic membrane; cell surface.